Molecule: messenger RNA, 8798 nt
Organism: Lytechinus variegatus (green sea urchin)
Lineage: Eukaryota; Metazoa; Echinodermata; Echinoidea; Temnopleuroida; Toxopneustidae
Product: rootletin-like
Exons: 39
Coding region: 208-7182 (2324 amino acids)
Source: RefSeq, a predicted model, not a curated record
UAAAAUUAUUACGGUUGAGUUUACAUGUACAUGCUUGCUUUUAAUAUGAUAAACAACGAGGAUAUAUUGCAAUUUUGUUCAUGCAUAGUGCAGCAUUGAACUUCAGUUUAGUCUGAUGUAGGAUCAUGAAGUCGGUUGGCCGCCGUUUUUAUUACUUUAUGACCGAGUUGAAGAGUUAAUGGUUUGGUUUAUCGAGUUGAAAUCAAGAUGGAUCAAAGGGGUGGAGCAGCUGAUAUGGAGGAGCAAGGAUGGGUCAAAACUAGGAUUCGACAAUGGGAAGACACCAUCCAAAAGACUGACCCAAAUUAUGCCGAUGCUACCGACGAGGAACUCACCGAACGGGUCAAACAGCUACUCGAUCGCCAUGGUUACUCGCGGCGUCAUUCCGACUACAGCCUCAUGGGCUUCUCCUACACCCCAAGCUCCACAAGCCCCUCCCCUCCCAGUCAGGGGAAUUCCCCUCGGAGACAUUCAAACAUUGCAGGGUAUGUUCCAAAGAUGCCUAUCUACGAGGAGGGCAGGAUGCGCUCCAUGGAACUCCCAACACCCCUGGAGGAGGAUGAAUUUGAGGAGGAGGAGUAUUCAGGGGACGAUGCCAAGCAUGAAGGGGGUAGGAAAGUGGAAGGAUGGAACGAAGAAGAAAAGGAACAAAAUUAUGAUCAGUAUAUCAGUUAUGAGAAUGAAUACCCCAUUGACGAUGAUUGGUAUAUAAAGAAGGAACCAAGGGCGCCCCACGAAGGGGUCGAUUUUGAUGAAAAUUCAGAGGAUGCCAUUUCUGAAAGACUCCUUUUUCGCGAGAUGGUUGAUGCCAGCUGCGACACUAAAGAGUUGGAGCAGAGUUACAAGGCGGAUACCGGUAUCGAGCGGGAGCGGGAGGAGCAGAAUCGUAGUCUGGUCUCUCAGAACGUUGAGCUGAGGCGGAAGCUUGAAGAUGAACACAGCAGCUACAAGAGGAAGCUCCAGGCGUACCAAGAUGGCCAACAGAGACAGGCUCAGCUUGUACAGAAGUUGCAGGCAAAGGUCUUGCAAUACAAGCGGAAAUGCGGAGAACUAGAAGCCUCUCUUCAUGAUAGUCUCAACGAAUCCGAUCGAGAAAAGAUAUCUCUCCAGACCACGACGGAGAGUUUGCAAACUCAGCUAGAGAAUGCCGAGACGAGACUUAAGAUGCGAGAGGAUGAGCACGUCUCGGAACUGGAAGGCACACUCAUCAGGCUGGAGGAGGAACAACAACGCAAUCUGCAAUUAGAACUGAAAGAGGAGCUCCGGAGGAGUGCUAGUCUGGCCCAGGUCAAUUCAAUGCUGCGGGAACAGCUGGACCAAGCCACAGAGGCCAACCGGUCACUCAACCAAGAAAUAGAUCAGCUGACCAACGAGGUCAAGAGAUCGCAGGAGGAUCUGGACAACAGAGAGUCGGAAUGGAGGGAUGAGGAGAAGUCCUUCAAUGAGUAUUUCAACAAUGAGCACAGCCGUCUCCUUGUUCUGUGGCGUCACAUUGUCGCAUUCAGGAGGAACUUUGCUGAAAUGAAAAGCUCCACUGAGAGGGACCUUGCUCAGAUGCGAUCGGAUUUGACCCGGACAUCACGCAACACCCAUUCAACCUGUCAGAACCUUCAGUCAGCUUCCAAGGGUAGCGAGACUGGUGCAGCGUUGGCCCUGGAGAGGGAGAGGGGUGAGAAGAUGCAGCUAGAAGCUCAGAUGAGGGAGAAACUCAAAGAGAUGGUGGACAUGCAGGCGAAAUUUGAUGCUGAGAAGGGAGAUCUGUCAUCCAGAAUCAAUGAGUUGACCAUUGCUAACGAGCGCUACAAGAUCCAGGUGGCCGAGAAAGAGAACCAGCUGCGUCAGCUCCAGAUGCGUCAAGGCUCCUCCUCCGCGGCCGGUGGCGACCACAUGGACUCCGUCCACUCGGAGGCCUCCCACGAAUCCUACAUGAUCCCUGGAGCGGACGGUGGUUCCCUGCGUGCUGUCCAGGAGGAGUGUGAGGCCUUGCACACCGCGCUGCGGGACAUUGCCCAGGCUGUCAUACAGGAUGCGGAUGCGUCCGCUGCUGAUAUGACCGAGUUUGCCGGUCAGGAUGGUGACUUCACGAUGGAUGCCAGCCUGGCUUCACCAUAUGCCAAGUCAACUCCACUCAGGCCUUACUCCCCGACACGUUACCACCGUCACCGUUCCCCCUCUCCCCGCAGACCAGUUACCCCGUCCCGGCGAUCUGCGUCGCCCAGCAGAGCCCGCUCUCCAGGAUUUCCGGACUCCACCUACUCCGCCGUCCAGGCCGCUCUGCAGAAACGACAGCUCCAGGUCCAGGAACUGAAAGCCAGGCUCAGCUCCACGCGUGAUCAGGCUAGCACCCUGAAGAAGAACCUGGAGGCUAGUGAGAACGAGAAGAGGCAAGCUGAGAGGGCGGUAGACGCUAAUCGAGACAACCUCAGUGUUGCUCAGAGGCAGCUGGAAGAAGUCAAGAGAGACAGAGAUAGGUUGAGGAAUUCCCUGGAAGCUACAGGAAGUGAGAAGUCUGGUUUGGAGAACCUCCGCCAAUCUCUGAAUGCUCAGAUUGAAUCCCUGAACGUAGAGAACGAGAGACUCCAGGCCGCUAACUCGGACCUUCAGAGACAGAGGGACCACCUAGAAGAUGAGAGGGAGGAUAGAGAGAAGGAUAGUAUUAGGCAGAAGAAAGAGAUUGAGAGAAGUCAUAAGCUUCUUGAGCAGAUGGAAGGGAAGAACUCAAAUCUAAAGGAAGAUAUUGUUACCUUGAAAGAAGCUCUUAACAAGGCGGUCCUUGAGAAAGAAGUUCUAGAGCAAGAGAAGGCAGAGAUCAGUGAAAGCCUGUCUCGUCUUGAGGUCCAGCGAGCAGAACUGGAACUGGAGUUGAACCGUCUGAGAACAGAGGAAGCCGGUCUCCGGGAUUCUCUCCUCAAAAUGCAGGCACUCAACGAAGGUCUUGGCCAGGAUAAGAUUGAACUUAACAAAAUCAUUAUGCAGCUUGAGGCAGAGAAGAACCGCCUGAUCGAAGACAAAGACACCAUCAGCAAAGAGAGGGCGGCAAUCCGUGAUGAGCUGAUGAGGGUGGAGAGCGAGAAGGUGGAUACGGAGACGGAGAAGAUGGGCCUGAAUCAAAGUCUUAGCCUGAUGGAAGAUAACCGGGCUAGACUAGAGGAAGAGAUGAGUCUCCUGAACAAAGAGAAGGGAGAGCUUGGGGAUAGCCUUUCUCAGCUGAGCAGACAGAAGAACUCGUUGGCAGAGGAGCUUCUGCAGACCAGGAGAGAUGUUGAUAGACAGAUGGAAGCAGCCAUUCGCAUCGCCAAGGAGAAGGAGGAGCUCACGAAGGAGAAGGCGGAGCUGAUCGUUCAGCUCACUGCAUCUGAGAGAGAGAACAGAGCACAAGCAGAGGUGAUAGCUGCGAUGAAUACUGAUAAAGAAAGCCUUGAGAGAACUCUGUAUGAAUACCAGCAGACCGCUGCCAAGCUUGAAGCAAAGAGGACACAACUAGAGAGUGAGCUUCAAGAACAGGGUGUCUCAAAAGAAGGACUAACAGUUGAGCUUGCCAGACAGCGCAAGGAGAUGGAGAUUGAGACCACCCGCUACCAGAAAGAUCUUGAGCUUCUCAAUCAGCGUAUGGUACAACAGGAGAGGGACACCCAGCUGGCUCUUAAACAGCGUCAACAGGCGCAUGAUGAAGACGUCGAGAGACUCAACAGGGAAAGGGAGAGUUUGAAACUCGCCAUGGAGGCGGAGAAAGAAGACCUUGUGAGGAAGACCAACCAGGAGAGGGAGGAGCUGAACGGCAGGUAUCUCCAGGAGAAGGAGGAGCUCACGGAGGAGCUGUUGGGGCUCCAGAGGGAGAGAGACGAGAGCUUGCUCCUGGCGGAGAAUGACAAGCAGCAGUCGCUAUCUUUGGCUCAGACGGAGAGGAACCAACUGGUUGAGAAGUUGAACUCGUCUCAGAGAGACCUCGCUAAUGCUUCGAUGGAGAUGGACAGGAUUAAGAGGGAGGCAUUCACAAGAGCUGAGACGGAUAAGGAAGCUAUCCGAGAUGUACAGGAUGAGCUGAAGGAAUUAAGAGCACGAUUUGAAGAGGGAACGAAUGCUCGAGAGCGUCAAGCCAAGGAUCUUAGCAAUCAAAUCAAAGACUUGCAAAAGGCCAAGGAAGCUCUACUGAGAGAGGUCAACGAACUUAAAACACAACUCAAGAUGGCCGAAGAGAGCAGAGAUGGGGUCAGGAGAGAGCUUAUCGAAGCACAUCGCAAAAUCAGAGAAGGUGAUGAAGGCCGAGAGAUCCAGCGCAAGGAGAACAUGGAGCUGAAGCGACAGAUGAACGACGAGGUUCGCGAGAAGGAUGCCAUCAAUCGAACAAAUGAAGAACUGAGACAGAAGGUGAAGAAGGUGGAGACGGAUCGCAUCCAGCUGAAUAGGAAUGUGGAGGACAAGACGCAGAAGAUUGCUGUUUUGGAGGAGAGUAAGACGGCUUUGCAGAAGGAAUCUGGUGAUCUUCGAGCCAGUUUGAGGGAAGUUGAGAAGUCACGCCUGGAAGCGAGGCGAGAGCUACAGGAACUGCGAAGACAGGUGAAGACCCUGGACACUGAUAAGGCCAAGCUCACCAAGGACAUUCAUGAUCUUCAAAACCGUGUGGCUAGGGACGACGAGAAAGAAGAUGAAAAUAGAAAGGAAAUCUAUGCCCUCAAACAAAAGGUAAUGGAGACAGAGGCAGAGCGGGAGUCCGCUCGGAAGGAGGCUCAGAACCUCAACCGUCGCUAUGGCGACCUGGAGGAGGAGCUACGUCUCAAGGAGAAGGAUUACGCAAUGUCCGUAGAUGAGGCACGUUCGGCCGAGAGACGUAUCUCAGAAAGGCUACGCACCUCAGAGAACUCACUUGAUGGGACCAAGGCAGAGCUGGGAGACCUUAAACUGAAGCUGAGUGCUGCGGAGGGAAGGGUCAAUGGUUUGGAAUCCCAGCUGGCUCAAGUUGAAGGAGCCAAGCAAGAAGUGGAGUUCAAGCUGGGAAGCCUCCACUCCACCCUAAGGCGAACCCUAGGCAUCGGAGCGGGUGGAAUGGGCAGCUCAAUGAACCUCACUAGCAGUACUUCACCGGGAACAAGACAAUCACUCCGAGAUAGGAGUCCUAGUCCGGCACGAGGACGUAGGACCAGGUCUCCUGUCAAAGGUUUUGACAACACCUUUGCUUCCACGGCUGACGGCUUUGGCACCCCCAUCCCCCGCACAGGUUCCCCCGAGCUCCAGGACCGGUCCGGCAGUCCUCUACCAACCCGUAGUACCUCCCCUACUCGUAUGGAGCAGCUCGUUGCUGAUAUCGACCCCGAGACUGUCAGGAUCGCUCUCAAGGACUUCUCCCAGCAACUCAAGGAUACAGAGAGAGAAAGGGAUGAAGCCUUUGCCCGUAUUCGUCUGCUCACCCAAGAGCUCGCUGAGAAUGAGGCAGCCAGGCAUCGUGUUGACCAACGUCUUCAACAGUUCCAGAAGUCACUGACGGAAGCUGAGGAAGGGAAGCGUGGUGCUGAUGGACGUCUCAGCAGUGCGCAGACUGCCCUCAUGCUACAAGAAGAGACCAUCCGUCGUAGUGAGAGGGAUCGCAAAGGCAUGCAGGAGAAAAUCAACACCCUUGAGCGUUCCCUGCAAUCGGCCGAGGCCGAGAAGCGCAACCUGGGCGACCGCAUCGCCAAGAUGAACCAGGGCUCCCAGAAGAUGGAGGGGGAGAAACGGUCCCUGCGCGAGACCUUGGAAGCCUCCGAGAACCGCUGCACCCAGCUGGAGCUGAAGCGACGGGCCCUUGAAGGUGACCUUCAGAGGUCUCAUCUAUCGAUGAAUGAUAAGGAGACGGAGAGCCAGGUCCUACAGGAUAGGAUCGACGCCUUGAUGAGACAGAUCCAGGACCUGGAGAGCAAGAACACAUCGUUGCAGCUGACCAUCGAUAGACUGUCAAGUUCUUUGGCCAGGUCUGAAGAAGGAGAACAUACUCUGAAGGAUCAGCUUCAAUCUCUAUCCUUGUCUCUGAAUGACACUGCAAUGGAAGCCACUCAGAAACAAGAGCAAUUACAUCAUCUACAGCAAGCCGUGGCUAACAGUGAGAAGGAUAGGAGGGUGCUUCAAGAAAGAUUAGAUGCUGCCAGACACGCAGCUAGUGAUGCCAAGAAGCAGAACCACCAGUUGAUAGAGAGGGUACAACAGACACAGAACGAUCUAGCGGAGUGUGAACUGAGGAGGGCAGAGCUCGAGCAACAAGUCAGAUCAUCUCAACAGCUUGUGAAGCAACAACAAGAAUCAGAGGAAACCACCAUGACUCAGAUCCAGAGACUACAAGCAGAGAAACGCUCCUUGAAGGAACACGUCACCACGCUGCAGAAGGCUUACAGUAAUCUAGAGACGGAGAAGAGAGAGGUCCAACGCAGCGCAGGUCGCCUGGAGAAGGACAAGACUGCUCUCAAGAAGACCCUGGAUAAGGUUGAGCGAGAGAAGAUGCGCCACGAGGAGGCUGUGAUGAGGGCCACAUCAGAGAAAGGAGCUCUUGACCAAUCUCUCACCUCCCUGGAUCAGGAGAACGUCGAGCUGCAGAGACAGAUCCAAUCCCUCCAGGCCACUCUGGCCGAGACGGAACAGCAACAUGCACAGAGAUUAAUUGAACUAACAACAAGACACAGACAGGAGACAGAGAUCGAGACCGAGAGAUUAAGAACAGCUCAGCUACAGGCAGAACGGACCCUUGAGGCAAGGGAAAGGGCUCAUAGGCAACGGGUCAAAGGACUCGAAGAACAGAAUUCCACCUUGAAAGAUCAGAUGCAACGUGAAGUGAAGAAACGGCAACAGUACAUCUCGAGUUCCAAGACCAAUGAUGAGAUCCAGGACCUCAGGAAUAUGCUCAGUGAGUCUCUGCACUCUGUUUCCCGAGACCCGACCCUUGACCCCGUACUCCUGGAGCACGAGACUCGGAAGCUUGAUGAAUCCAUGGGCUACUCGUCCUCCAUGCGAUUGUCAGCCAGAGGAGCGUCGCCCCCUACCAGUCUAUCACCACGCUUAGCCAAGGACCGCACCCGUAGUAUAUCCCCUGUUCGGCUUGGUAAACCAACCAGCACAUCUACACCAGGCAUAGAUUCCAAGCUUAGGAGUAGUGGUAGCAGGACUCAGUCGGCACGAGGCCUCAGUCCAUCUUCGCUUCGCGGCUCGUUACGGAAGUGAUCCGGUUGCGUAGAGUAUCCAUGCAAUAUGUACAGAAUUCACUCUGCAUUCCAUUCUUCAAGUGCCGCCCAACCUUCCAUCACGUGGGAGUUGAAGGGGUUUUAAUCAGAUUUAAGGAGUCGCACCCUUCUGGAUCCAAAACAGAUAGCAGCAUGAUGACUUGUCAUGUGGUAUUUAGAGAAGAUUUUUAAGAAUAUUGAUUAUGUAAUUAAAUUAUUCAUUAUUAUAAGAGAUGUAAGAAAUCAUAGUUCCAAAGUGUUUAUAACAUUCCAUAAUUCAUGGCAGGAGUUCUUUGUUUUAGAAUUAAGUCCGUUUGACAGUAAGUAGGUAUAUCAAAGCCAGUUGAGAGAAUAGUUUCCCCUCAAGUGCAUGAAAUCAGUACCUAAGCCUGUUUCAUAAAAUUUGCAAUCAAUGAAAGAAUGAAAACAAGAAGCAACGUGCGUGUGAUGAACUGGCUGCUGUGAUCGAAGAGAAAUCAACCAACUUGUCUGGGAGUGCUCGGUUACGUUUUAGAUUCUCAAAUAUGUUGUUGCCACUCACACAUAAAAGUAUACAUGGAAAUAAAAGAGCUCCACAGUUAGACCCUGUUUAAUUUCCUAUGCCUCAACUACAUGUUUCUCAAUCACUACCCUUUUUUUUUAAAUCCUACUAUUACUCUUAGGAUGAUAAGAUAGAAAUUACAAUAUAUUCUGUAUGAUCAGGAGCUUGUUGCAGAAACAGUUGCAUUUGAUCAUAUGACAAAAAAAUGAUGAUUUGCUAUUCCCCAACACAUGCUCCUGAUUAGUUGACAGCCAGGUUGCAAUUGAUUUAUGGAAAUGCGAUUGAUAACAACCCUUUCUGCAAACGGCCCUUGAUAUCAGACAGUAUUGCAGAGAAAGUGACAGUUGAAUUUAAGCCGUACAUAGAAUUGUUUCCUGUGCAGUGGUGCUGUAUAUUGAGGUGUAGAGACAUCGUGCUUCGGCAACUGCCAUUUGCUUGCUUGAACUGCCCCAUGUGAGGAGCCAGAACUUUUCUAGGACCGAUUGGAUGUGAUGUGCUAAUAAAAAUUAGAUUGUUGUAAUUAGACAAGAGAUCGUGUAAGUUAAGGCAACAUUGAAGUCAUUUAAAUAGUUUUAUGCAUUGUGCACAUGGGGGCAUGGAGUUGACAAGUUAUUUUUUUUGUGUGGAUUUUAUCUCAUGCCAAGGAGGCACAUGAAUUUAUUAAAAGCAUGAAACAUAGCCCCAGUAUAGAGCUCCCCCCCCCCUCAUUUUUAAGCAAAAAGCAUACCCUAUUUGUAACCUCAACUUAUCCCCGAAAAGUGUCAUUUGAAUUUUGAGGAAAUAUAAAUAUUAACAGAGAUACCUACCCUUCAGAUUGGGAAGAAAAAUGAACUAUUUUGGCUGGAAAGACAGAUACAACUCAAAGACACUGAAGUUUGUUUCAAACACAGACAAUCAACUAUAAUUGACAGUAAGAACACUUGAAAAUACUUAUAUUAAUAACAGUAAUAAUUAUUGAUAACUCUGGUUAUUAAUUGCAUGUAUCCAUGCUGCUGAGUGCUCAAGUGCUCAUUGUAACACAAGGGAGGCUUUCCUGGUCACAUAUCGGCAUUUUAGCAGAAGUUAAUGUAUUAUAA